Messenger RNA from Microthlaspi erraticum, 1008 nucleotides. Lineage: Eukaryota; Viridiplantae; Streptophyta; Magnoliopsida; Brassicales; Brassicaceae. The record is from the annotation of a GenBank genome assembly.
AUGAAGCAGAGAACGUGGCCAUGCACAUCCGAAGGAUCUCGUUACACCUCCUUGUCGUUUUUGAAACCACACGACAAGGAAAAACGGAGUAAAUUCUCCAUCAGAGCAACGGCGAAGUCAUCGAGCUCAAGGUCUUCUCCUCCUCUACCGUCAAAUGAAGGAGCGGACUGUGCCGGAGAUUUCUCGAUGCUUCCGUUCGACAUACUGAUGAAAAUCGCGGCGCCGAUGAGUCUUCCGAAUCUCCAGGCGGCUUCGUCGGUGUGCAAAUCGUGGAGAGACGCGUUACAGCCGCUGAGGGAAUCGAUGGUGCUGCUUCGUUGGGGGAAACGGUUCAAGCACGGACGAGGAGGCGUGAAGCCGAACCUCGACAAGGCUCUGCAUUCGUUCCUGAAAGCCGCCGCGGGCGGAUCGACGCUGGCCAUGGUCGACGCUGGGCUUAUGUAUUGGGAAAAGGGAGAGAAGGAGAGAGCGGUGGGACUAUAUCGGAAAGCUGCGGAGCUUGGUGAUGCUGUUGGUCAAUGUAAUUUGGGGAUUUCUUAUCUUCAAGCUCAACCUUCAGAUCCCAAGGAAGCAAUGAAAUGGUUGAAACAAUCUGCAGAAAAUGGUUACGUUCGAGCUCAGUAUCAGUUAGCUCUUUGUUUACACCAAGGAAGAGUCGUGCAAACCAAUCUGCUUGAAGCUGCUAGAUGGUACUUGAAGGCAGCAGAAGGUGGCUAUACACGAGCCAUGUAUAACAUUUCGCUUUGUUACUCUGUUGGAGAAGGUUUACCUCAGAACCGCAAGCUAGCAAGAAAAUGGAUGAAACGAGCAGCUGAUCUUGGCCACAGUAAAGCUCAGUUUGAACAUGGACUCGCUCUGUUCUCUGAAGGAGCACUGUUGAAAUCUGUAAUGUACUUAGAACUCGCAGAGCGUGGUGGUGAGAAAGGUGCUACUCACGUCAAGGAAAUUGCACAGCAAAACCUUUCAUCAACUUCUCGUGCUCAUGCCAUAAACCAAGCUAAUCGCUGA